Molecule: messenger RNA, 351 nt
Organism: Volvox carteri f. nagariensis
Lineage: Eukaryota; Viridiplantae; Chlorophyta; Chlorophyceae; Chlamydomonadales; Volvocaceae
Exons: 5
Coding region: 1-351 (116 amino acids)
Source: RefSeq, a predicted model, not a curated record
AUGAUUAUGUUCCAACCAUACAAGUUCAUUCCUCCAGCCAACAAGUCGGGCAUUGGCUUCCUUGAAGCCGGUAAAAGGCAGGCCUCGGAAGAUGGGGCCGACGCCCAGCCGGGAAUGGAGCAGGCCUCGGUAGAUGGGGCCGACGUCCAGCCGGGAAUGGAGCAGGCCUCGGUGGAUGGGGCCGACGUCCAGCCGGGAAUGGAGAAGUCCAUACUGGCGUCUGGGCAGGGGCUUCACCUGUCUAAAGCUGGAACCUGCCUUCCUGGAUGUCUGCUUCAUGAGGCGAGAGUAGUUCCUGCGAACUAUGGUCAACAUCACACCACCCAGCCGUACUGGAACUUAUUGGCAUGA